GGCUCAGCAUCAGCAAUGAAUGUAGGAAAUGAUGCAGUUGAAGAAGGUUGAAGGGCAUGUCUUUUAACAAAUCAGAGAACAAACAGAUAUAGCACUAAAUAUCAAUUCCCCAAUAGGAUUUCAGUGGGCGUGAGUAAAACGUUGUAGCACUGUAAGCUUCGAUGUUGCGUUAUUGAAUGACUCAUUGCACAUUAGGAGGUUGAAUCUUUCGGAAGGCUGUUGUAUUUCGGUGGUUCUCUAGAAAUAAAACAAAAAAACCAAUCAACAGGAUUGAAAUGUUACAGUUUAGGUUUUCGACAGCGUUAAAGGAGUUUUUUCAGACCAAUCUGAAGCGUUCUUUGGCAGGUGUUUCAAAAAAUAAAGUGUCAUUCGUGACCUACUGUUUAAGCGCUGCUUCUCUGGAUGUCCAAGUGGUGUCUAAACUGAAGCCCUUUCAUGCCGGAGGAUAUAGAUCCGUUUUUCAGCCGCUAGUCGGGUGUAGACCCUUUUGCUCCAAAUCUGAAGGCGCAGUAGCAGAGACUGAGCAGCGGAAGCACAAUGAUAACAGCAAAGAAGCUGCGGCGGAGAAGAGAAGAAAAGCGGGCAUAUUGCCCAGUCUCGAGGAUCUGUUGUUCUACACAAUUGCUGAAGGACAAGAGAAAAUUCCAGUUCACAAAUUUAUCACUGCUUUAAAAGCCACAGGACUGCGAACGGGAGAUCCUAGGCUGAAGGAGUGCAUGGACAUGCUGAAAGUCACCCUCCAGUCCACCUCAGAUGGGGUGAUGCUAGAUAAGCAUCUUUUCAAAAAGUGUGUUCAGAGCAACAUUGUACUGCUAACACAAGCCUUCAGGAAGAAAUUUGUUGUUCCUGAUUUUAUGUCUUUCACCUCUCACAUUGAUGAGCUGUACGAGAGUGCCAAAAAGCUUUCUGGUGGGCAGGUUGCUGAUUAUAUUCCACAGCUUGCCAAGUUCAGCCCAGACUUGUGGGCAGUUUCACUGUGCACAGUGGAUGGACAGAGGCAUUCUGUUGGAGAUACCAAAGUACCAUUUUGUCUGCAGUCCUGUGUGAAGCCAUUGAAGUAUGCAAUAGCUGUGCAUGAUCUUGGUACAGAGUAUGUACACAGAUAUGUUGGAAAAGAGCCCAGUGGAUUACGAUUUAACAAACUGUUCCUGAAUGAAGAUGAUAAACCCCACAAUCCUAUGGUGAAUGCUGGAGCAAUUGUGGUUACCUCUCUGAUAAAGCAAGGAGUGAACAAUGCAGAGAAGUUUGACUAUGUUAUGCAGUUUUUGAAUAAAAUGUCUGGCAAUGAAUAUGUAGGAUUCAGCAAUGCCACCUUCCAGUCUGAACGCGAGUCUGGGGAUCGGAAUUUUGCUAUAGGGUAUUACCUGAAAGAGAAGAAGUGCUUCCCUGAAGGAACAGAUAUGACAUCAAUACUAGACUUUUAUUUCCAGUUAUGCUCUAUUGAGGUGACAUGCGAGAGUGCCAGUGUAAUGGCUGCCACAUUGGCUAAUGGUGGGUUCUGCCCCAUCACUGGUGAGAGGGUGCUGAGUCCAGAGGCUGUCAGGAACACGCUAAGUCUGAUGCACUCUUGUGGCAUGUAUGACUUUUCCGGACAGUUUGCUUUCCACGUUGGCCUCCCGGCUAAGUCUGGAGUUUCAGGAGGCAUUUUGCUGGUGGUACCCAAUGUGAUGGGCAUCAUGUGCUGGUCUCCACCUCUGGAUAAACUUGGCAACAGUGUCCGGGGAAUCCAGUUUUGCACAGAUCUGGUGGCCUUGUGCAAUUUCCACAACUAUGACAACUUAAGGCACUUUGCAAAGAAACUCGAUCCUCGCAGAGAAGGAGGGGACCAGCGGGUGAAGUCGGUCAUAAAUCUUCUGUUUGCCGCAUAUACAGGGGACGUGUCUGCUCUCAGGAGGUUUGCUUUGUCUUCUAUGGACAUGGAACAGAGGGAUUAUGAUUCCCGGACUGCUCUACAUGUAGCAGCAGCAGAAGGUCAUGCUGAUGUUGUUCGCUUUUUACUGGAAGCUUGCAAGGUCAACCCCGUACCAAAAGAUAGGUGGGGUAACACACCAAUGGAUGAAGCUGUACACUUCGGACAUCAUGAUGUUGUGACAAUCCUUCAAGACUAUCACACCAAGUACUGUCCGCAGGAUAAUCCUAACAAUGGAAAAGAUACAGCAGAAAAAAAUCUGGAUGGAUUACUGUAACUAUGCAAUCAAAUGUUUAAUUUUCAAACCAGAUUUUUUGGAGAGAUGCUGUUGGAUAAUAUUUCUGAGUGUAUGAGUGUUUUAUUUUUUAGAUUAAUAUUUUGUGUUACAUACACGGUUUUGCUUUGCUUAAUUUGUGGUUGCUCACGUUGCAAUAGUUGUGUUCUCCCGUCGAAACUUCCCUGGGCACUGUGUGGAGUAGCUGUAUGUGAGUAGCUGUCAUUCAUUAUAUAAAGUAUAAUAAUGUAUUUAUGGAAAUUGUAUAUUAAUUUAUGUUGUAAUUAUUUCAUUUCCUAAUUAGCUGGUAUGACAGAAAUGGUCAUUGGUGUAAAUAGUGUUUUAACCAUAAUAUUACAAUUGCACUGUUGUAGUCAUUUAUAACCUGUGGAUAACACCUUUUCCCAGACUGAUGAUGCUGAAGGCUGUUUUAAAAACAUUAGAUGUUUGGCACACUAGCUACAAAGAAUAUGUUGCUGUGGGGCCAUGAAGCUUGUGAAAAGCCCAAACAGUAGCAAGGUGUUUUGGCACUAUUAACACAAUAAGGAUACAUAGCUUAAGAGAUGUACACAAUAUUUAAUAGCCUAAGCCUUGCACAUUUUAUGGUUCCGAUUUAAAAUAUAAUUAAAGUGAGAUUUUGUUUGUUUUUUAUGUGUGACAAAAAAUACAUGUAAAACUGAAAGCUACAGUGCAUUUGUGUGUGAGUGCAUGUGUAUGGUUUUAAAAGCUAAAGAACUGCAGAGUCCUCAAACAACAUGAAAAAACUUUCAAUUAAUACUAAACAGUAUUUUGUAAUUCUGUAAAUUAAAACAAAAAUGGCAAAAACAUAAUCUAGACCUGAUUUAGGAUUCACAACUAUUACCAUUUUAAUGGAGCAAUUUAAGUUUUAAAUACAGUACAUUAGUUGAACUACUCUACUACUGGAACAGAGGAAAAUAUGUACAUUUUGUAAACCUGUCCAGUAUAGCUAAAAUUUUUUGUUUGAUGCUGGCAAAUUACGAUGGGCAAUAUUUGUUUAAAAUAAUCCCACAAUAUCAUUUCAGGAAUGGAGUUACAGGGUUAAUAUUAUCACAAGGUUUUUCCAGUUUAUAAACACUUAAGAUUUGGUAUUUUCUUUAUUCGUGUUCAUACUUUCCUGUAGCUUUUCCAAAGCAAUUUAUUUAUAUGCGUUUCUGAAGCUGGAGUUUCUAGUUGAAACGUUGUUCUGAAUGUUUUCAUAUUCUUUUUGAACAUAUUUCAAUUUAAAUAGUGAUAUAAACUGUAUCUAUAAUCCUGCUGGCAAAGUAAGAUGUUUAUUUUGGUGAUCAAUGUUAAAUAAAGUACUGCUGCAAGGCAAA
Lepisosteus oculatus (spotted gar) is the source of this 3520-nucleotide messenger RNA. It is a transcript of the gene glsb, whose product is annotated as glutaminase b. Gene Ontology annotation, molecular function: glutaminase activity; protein binding. The record is from RefSeq and is a predicted model, not a curated record. Lineage: Eukaryota; Metazoa; Chordata; Actinopteri; Semionotiformes; Lepisosteidae. Gene Ontology annotation, biological process: L-glutamine catabolic process.